This is a messenger RNA of Hydractinia symbiolongicarpus, 3930 nucleotides long. RefSeq lists its product as uncharacterized. The coding region runs from base 1814 to 3130 and encodes 438 amino acids. The record is from RefSeq and is a predicted model, not a curated record. Lineage: Eukaryota; Metazoa; Cnidaria; Hydrozoa; Anthoathecata; Hydractiniidae. The transcript has 2 exons.
GUUUCCAUUAUUUUAUUUGUGUUCUAUGCUUCGAUCGAACUCAAUGUACUUCAAGAGUGCGAUUGAUCGGACCAAUUGUACAUUACACGUACACGUUGUGACAAAUGACAUCCGUCACUCGUUUGCUUCCUAAAUAAAUACGAAUAAAUUUAAUAAACCACAAAAAGAAUUCACCUGCUAAGAAAAAUGUGAUACUUUUUAGUUUUUACUUUCUGAGCACUAAUCAGUUUUCUCAUCCAGAGUCGGCUUUUUCAGUAUUUUUUUUUUCUUCAAUUUUAGUCGCACUUUUGUCACUUUUUAUCACUUCAUCAGAAAAUUUGUGGCUUCUACCAAGCUUCUUAUCUCCAGAAAAUUGAAAAUCCAAUUUCUUGAACACAGUUUAUACACGGCUUUCCCGUUAUCAGUUGUCGAAUCGUUGGAUCGAUUACUAUGGAUUAAGAUCCAUAGUAAUCGAUCCAAUAUGAGCCAUUGAUUCGACAUAUACAUUUGCAAUAAUCCUUCAGCUUGUGAUAAAUUGUCACCAGCAAUAGUACAAACGAAAGAUUAGAGAAUGUGACAAUACUGUAAAUUUCGUCACUCGUUGUCAAAUUAUUUCGAACCAAGAUUCCCAGGUCGAGCAAUCAAGUCCAAGGUAAACACCACGCCGCCGUAAUUUUUUUGAGAAAAACCAUACCUAACAAAACAUUAAAUGGCAUCGCUAUGACUCUCUUAGAAGUUUAGAUACUUAUUUAAUUAGACAGAAAAGGGAUCACACUAACCAAAUUCCCGUGCACCACUUUGGGAACUUUUUCUCCUCUUUUUUAACGCCUGAAGAAGACUUUAACUUAAAAUUUAAGUAGUUUAUAGUUUGUGAGACGAACGGUGCACGGUACUGGGCGAUAGAACCAACUGUCAAGUACGUAGCUAGUAGCGAAGCGUUGCCACGAGGUUGGAAAGAUGGCAUACUUUCGCCAAAAAUAAUGUUUUUUUUAAUUUUGUGUGUUUUGUUCGACGAAAUAACUCGAAAUCCAUAACACACAUGUAUAACAUAUUUAUAUAUUUAAAAAGUAGAAAAGUAGAUCGUUUUAAUACUUUUUAUUUCAGUAUAAGAUUAAAACAAUACAAAAAAAGUUUCAAUAACUUAAAAAAUGAUACAAAUACAAAAUUUCAAAAAAAAUUGUGGAAGCCAUUUUAAUUUUGUCCGCGGUUUGACCGUAGCGAAACAGCCGUGCAAACGGGUCCCUGGAAACUCAUUUACAACUAAAUGGCCACUACGGUUAAACCAGUUGACUUUUUUCAAUAAUUUUAAGUUUGUUGCUUUACUAAGAGAUUAAAAGUCAUAAAACAUAGGAUGUUACAUUUCAUGCAGUCAGAGAAAAUUGUUAUUUAAUCUGUAACCGAUUGUUAUUUAAUCUGUAACCGAUCUGUAGCUAACCGAUUAAUUAGGGCUAAUUAGAAGGUACGUAUAGAUUAAUUAAGCGUAUAACUAUUUGGUUAAUUAAAUGUACGAUGGCACUGAAGGGUCAAAUUUCUAUCGACAUUUUCGGAACUUCUAUUCAACUUUUCGGAACUUUUAUUCAUCUUUUCAAAACAUCUAUUCACAUUUUUAGAACUUCUGUCCAACCUUAUCGGGAUUUUAUUCAUGAGCCGAAAAUUCCUAUUCAAACAAUUUCGGAACUUCUAUUUAAGAAUCGGAACUUUCUAUUCAAGCACUUUCGGAAAACUUCUAUUCAAGAUGCGGAACUUCUAUUCAACUACUUUCGAAAAACUUCGGCACCGUGCAAAAGUCCAGACAGAUCGCACGAGGCAGAAUUAGUUCAUAUUGGUUGCAUUGAUGAUGGACAACGUUAUAAAGAGUAUUGUACAAGAGGAGUUAAAAAAAGCUAUGGAACCGUCAACAUCAAAAACCGCAGCAGUGACAUUACAACCAAAAAAGAAAACUGAAGGUCGAUUGAACAAUCUCCUGUCGAAAAUCAGGAGCAGUGGUAGUGUUAGUAACUCAUCAAAAAAGAAGGUAAAAACAAAAAAGUUUCAACUGAAAUGGUCAAGAUAUGAUGCAUUUAAGGAACAGUUCCAGAUGGUUAAGUCAGGAGAUGGUGGAGGCUACAGGUUCUUGAAGGUUGAGGAAGGACAACCUAAAACAGUUUUAAAGGCUGAUGCAGUCAAGCUAUACUUUGAUAAGGAUGGAAGAAAUAGCUUUUCAGAGCACGAAUCAGAAUGUUAUCUAGCUUUGUGUGGCCCUGAUGGUGAAGAAUUGUUAGAGGACCUUGAUAUUUGGACAUAUUUGGAUAAAAAAGGUUUAUUCCUCAGUAAAUGUGCUUUUAUAUUGUCAACUAAAUUCAUGAAUUAUGAUGAAUUCACAAAUCCACACGAAAAUGAGCCACAUAUGUGUUAUGAAACAUCAUUUAAUGUUAAGCCAAAUGAAAGUGUGGCAUCAGAGGAGGCAUCUAAAAGACGAAUAUGUUCAACGUGUGCGUGUACAUACACUGGAACAGAAUGUCUGAUUUGUUUACAGAAUACAGAGUUCAAUGCUUCUAACGCAGCAGACACAACCAAAUCUCAAGAUCUUUUUUAUUCUGAAUUUUUCACACCUUUAAGUCCCGUGUUAGAAGAAGAGCAGUACACUGCUCCAUCGCUUCAGAUGGUGAGAGAAAUUAGAGUGAGAAAUUUGGAAAACAAUAACACUUCUGAAGAGAAUUCCCUCAAUGAUGCAGCAAUCAACACAACAUUUGAAAAGAAGUGCUAUCAUUUUGAUAUUCAUCGUUUGACGCUACGAUCUGAUCUGAUUGAAAUUUUCAAGAACAAAGAGAUCCAUCAACAAGACUUAGUUACGUUUGGAUGGAUAGAUCUUCGUGGGAAUAAGGAAAAAGGCUGUGGGAGUGGUGUAUCCAGAGAUGUCUACUCUUCCUUUUGGAGGGAUGUGAGUGAUUCCUUAUUCAUUGGAGAAAAGGAAAGAGUGCCAUACGUCAGACAUGACCUUUACAAGGCAGAAUGGGAAGCAAUUGGGAAAAUAAUCUUAAAGGGAUACGUUGAUACCCAAUAUUUCCCAAUCUUAAUUAGCAAAGCCUUUCUUGAGUUUUGUUUAUUUGGGGAAGUCUCUAAUGAAGUCCUUUUGGAAUCUUUUUCAAACUACCUAUCUGAAGAUGAAUGAAACUUGAUGAACAUUGUAAUUGAUGGUGAUAACAUUGCUAUCAAAUCUGAUGAAUUUUUGGAAUUUAUGGAGCAGUUCAGUUGUCGAACAUUGGUCAAACAAGAGAAUGUUAAAAUUGUUAUAAUUGAAAUAGCACGACAAGAACUUGUGCAAAAACCACACUUAAUGGCAUCUAGUUGGCAAAAUGCUUUUAUAAACAUGAAAGAAAUGUCAAUAUUUUCAUCGUCACAAGCGAUCUCACAGUUUUACAAGGACAUGGAACCAUCGUCCAAAAAAAUUAUCAAUUUGUUUACGAAUGUGUUGCCAACAAAUAGUGCAGAAACUGACGCUUUCAAUUACCUCAAAAGAUAUAUCCGAGGACUAGAUCCGGCACAAACGAAAAAGGUUUUAAAAUUUUUAACUGGUUCCGACCUUUUAACAGUUGAAUGCAUUGAACUCAGCUUUAUUCAACCAGAAAAUAAUUUUGAACGUAGACCUAUUGCUCACACUUGUUCACCUUGCUUGGAUUGCCUUCCACAUAUAAUAACUACUGUGAAUUACGUGAAGAAUUUAGAAACAUUUUAAAUCUCUCUGAAUGGGAAAUGGAUAUUAUGUAAUCUGAUUGUGGUAGUGGUCGUAAAAAGACGCUUUGACUAAUUGUGUUGACAUUUUAUGUAUACUUUUCAGGGUUUUUUUAUUGCUUUUACAUUUUAUAUUGGCAAUACGCAUCUUUUUUUAUUAUGUUUAUCAUUUUCAGUAGUUUUUUGUGAAAAGUAUUAUUCUGUUAAAAUAUGUUCUGGAAACAUAUGUUUUAUUCAAAA